AGGCUCUAAGGAAGUUCGUCGUUACUAGCGUCGCCGUCGAUGCACUGAAUUACGCCAAAUCUGGCCGCAUUGGCACAUAGUAUUUGUGCAUCUCCGUCUAUUCAGUGGAAAAUCGGACUUUUGCAGUGUAACUUUCUCUCGCUCAGCGGCCUUCUAGAUUGAAUCAUUUGGUCCUUGUCCUUCGUGUAGCAUGAAUCGUUGUCACCGGGUAUAUCUCGUAUAUACGUGCGCAUUUAAUUGUACAUCGAUUGAAAAUAAAUUUACGGGGUGUAAAUAUUUUUCAAAAUAAAUGUGAUUUCUUAUCGAUGCCCAAAAUGCAAGCGGUGCAUUUUUCUUGGGUUCUUAUUUGGUGUCUUAUAUCUGUGUUCCCAGUUACUCUUGCUGAAUAUAAUAUCACAUUAUCCCAUGAUGGCCCAGUAGUCUUAGGCGGAACGAUAACAUUUAAAGUUGAUAUUUACGACGAUAAUGGUGAAAGACCAUCGGGAACUUUUAGGUAUAAAUGGAGAGACAAUGCAAUAUUCUCUUCUCAUGAAUAUGAGACAGGAGAUACAUCAAACACAACAUCGUAUUGGACUGUAAGUUAUCCACGUGGAAAUUAUAGCGUUGGAGUAUAUCAAGUUGAAGUAAUUGUUCGCAUGUGGUAUAUAACAUGGUGGCGGUCGCUUACCAGUUCUCGCACUAGUUUUUUUGUCACCGAAUUCCUUAAUGGCGAUAUCGAAAUUACACAACCUAAUAAGACACUGGAAAGUACUUAUGUUUCAUCCGCAUCCGAGGCGAAUAUGACAAUAACUUUGCGCGAAGGAGAUAUGGAUUAUUUGAAGAAAGCGACAACAACAUCCAUAUUCUGGUUCAUAGACUGCAAAUAUUAUGGACAGACAAACGAUUUAAGUUUCCCUUAUAAUUUUACCGAUCCUGACACAUCACACGUUCUGGAAGCUUUAGUAGUUGCGUCGUAUGAUUCUCCAACAACAACUGUUCCUCCUCCCACGACAACUGUGUCUUCUAUUACAACUGUUCCAUCUGUUCCAACUAUAAUAAAUAAUACUAUAUUAAAUACAACUACAGAAGCUGUAGCGACUACUAUGGCGUCUAAUAUUAAUGUAUCUAUGAAAUCAAUAUCAACGAGAACACCAACACCAGUAAUUCUUAAUACUACACAAAACACUAGCAUUGCAGACAUAAAUGCCUAUUUACCUUAUAUCUGUUCAAAUUCCUCAAUAAUUCCUCCAGAUCCUAAUAAAACUUACGGGCAUUUUACGAAAAGAAUUAAUGUUCGCGCACCUAUAGCGAAUAUAAUGGUAGAGGGUACGAAUUGGAUUCAGCCAUGGGACAUGCUAUAUCUUAAUGUAACCUGUAAAGGCUCCGGGCCUUUUUACAAGUGCCUCCAGUUUCAUCGAGAGAAAUACAACGUUACAGGAAAUGAGACGUGCGUAAAUGGAAUUCGCCUUCAUUCUUGUAACUUUUCUAUCAGACAUUUUUUCCUGGAACCCAGUGUAUACACAAUAUUAAUUAUAAUGAAUAAUGAUGUCAACAAGCAAAUCUAUCCUUUGACAAUAAAUAUUUAUAAAGUACUAACGAAACCACAAUUGUCAGUAAUUGUUGUGCCCGUUACUUGUUCACUCGCUGCUGUGGUACUCAUUGUAUUUGGCUUUGCUUAUUACGUGCAAAGCAGAGCAAGAUUUACAGUGGAAGUUGCAGAUUUCGACUUCGGUCAGAAUAAUCCAGAGAUGGAAUAUAAAACGUUCACAGAACGAUUGCGAGGUUCAUUCAAUAACGCCAUAAGACCAGGAAACAAUCGGAUAAAUGUACGCCUGCCCUAUUAUGGCAGCAUGAAUCACUAACAAAGGUUACAAACAUAUUAGUAAUCCUGAAACUCUUCAAUGAUUUUCAGAGUGAAAGGAAAUAAAAUUAUUGAUUAAACAUUUUAAGAGUUACAGAGGGCAAUGCGAAACGGUUGAGACAAGAACUAAAUAAAAUAAGUUACAAGAUGGUUCACUUAAUUAUAUCUUACAGUAUUUUUAGGUACCAAAUAAUUGAAAAAUUAAUACGAUCAUAUAACUACUUGUAUGAUUAUUUUAAACAUUUAACGAAUAAAUCAAGAUUGUACAUAACAUGUAAAGAUAACACUAAAACACAAACGAACACACACAUGUAUAGGCUGUGAAUACAAUAUACAAAAAAAAUAUAUUAAUGUCGUUCUUCAUAUUUUGGGAAUGCGAAAUGUAGAUGUUCUCUUUUGAAAUUCCAACUCUUCAAUAUCGAAGUUAUACACUUUGUACUUUUAGUAUGUUCAAUUUUUCGUAAUUGUAUUUACAAAUCAUUUAAUUAUCAUAUAAAAUAAGUAUCGAUAUAUAUCAUACAUAGAUUAUAAAUUUAAUAAAUUUAGUCAAA
Colletes gigas is the source of this 2391-nucleotide messenger RNA. RefSeq lists its product as uncharacterized. The transcript is spliced from 7 exons. Lineage: Eukaryota; Metazoa; Arthropoda; Insecta; Hymenoptera; Colletidae. The record is from RefSeq and is a predicted model, not a curated record. The coding region runs from base 306 to 1841 and encodes 511 amino acids.